Molecule: messenger RNA, 1329 nt
Organism: Alternaria arbusti
Lineage: Eukaryota; Fungi; Ascomycota; Dothideomycetes; Pleosporales; Pleosporaceae
Exons: 3
Coding region: 1-1329 (442 amino acids)
Source: RefSeq, a predicted model, not a curated record
AUGUCAUUUGGAUUUUCCGUCGGUGACUUCAUUGCGGUUGGAAAGCUGAUCAAAGACAUUAACGAUUGCCUGCAGUCAGCUGGUGGUGCGAAGUCACAAUACCAGGAGAUUAUUCGAGAGCUUUAUAUACUCAGCAAAGCUUUGGAUCAUAUUGAGCAUCUCCCAGCGACUGACGAAUCAAAGACUGAACAACUGGAUUACAUAAAAUUCGCUGCACUCAGUUGCCGGUAUCCACUGCAGCAGUUCUUGGAGAAGAUAAAGGAAUACGAUGGCUCUCUAGGUAUCGGAGCUAAAACGAACAUAUUCAGGAAGACAGCGCGCAAGUUCCAAUGGUCUUUUGGUAGUUCGAAAGACGUUGGGCCGCUACAAAUGUACUUGAACACUCAUAUUGUUACGAUCAACAUGUUACUUGAGCAAUACGGUCUGGACCAGAUGGUGUCCUGGGGCAAGAAGGUCGAUAAGAAGUUCAACCAGGUGAACAAGACGCUGAAAAAGAACCAAGCAAUGGUCGAAGAUGUGAAGAAAGACACGUCAAAUAUGGACACCUCCCUGGGCCAACUAUUGCUCGCGGUCAGGCAGAAUCGACUUUCCAUCGAGCAGUUUGAUAAAAGCUUUGCUGAGAUUCAAAGAUCUCUGGGAGACCUCGACACAGGAAUGACUUAUCUUCAGAGACCCUUUCAUGUUGAGGAUGCUCUUGGUUUCAUAUACAAGAUUCCAUCGGAGCUCGGCUACGGUCUGCUGGACACUUACAUCCGAUACCGUUUCAAAACAGGUGCUGGUUCCCUAGAUGUGGCUCUAGGCAACUACGAGUUCUUUAAAGCGGACCGGAGAUCGUCGACAAUCACUGCAUCUUCUCAGCUCACGCCUGGGGCACGUAUUGUGAUGGCUGUCAUAGUGAAAGCAAACGUGGAAAAGCCUUGCCCAAUGCCCGGAUGCGCCUCUGUCAAAGCUCACCAUUACCCUGGUGGAGGCUUCACAUGCGAUCAUUGCGAUGUAUGGUUCGACCAGAGCACAAAGGGAAGACAUGAACUUGAAGACAAAGCCAAGGAAGUUCACGAGCUCACCAUUUCCACGAGGAAAUCGUCCAUAGAUGAUUCUAAAGAGUCUCCAGGUCAGGGUGUCAAUACGGAUAAACAGUCGCUCAGAAAUGUCAAAAUCGCACGCGCGGGCCAGUCAUCUAAAAGCGAGUCCAUGAAACAGCACGUGUUUAGGUACAUGGCGAUAGAGAAUAUUAGAGAUGAUGAUAUUGAUUCAAUGAAGAAAACAAGAGAACUGCGAGACGCGCUCGAAAACUACAGGUUGCCAAAGUCGGGUAAGAGGAGUGUCUAG